AUGUUUAAGGUGAGUUUCAGUGGCUUGCGAGAGCGCGACGUCGUCAGUGAUCUGAAGAAAUCUCUUUUCUGUAUCUGGUUCCAGCUGGUGGUGAUCAUACUGUGCUUCGCCACGCUGCUGGUUUCCACCGGGAGUGCACUGAAGAAAGACGAGUAUGAGAUCAGUAUCAAGCACGGUUCGUUCGCCGUCCACCAGCGGCACGUGAACGCGGACCAGGGGACGGCGGUGGGCACGUCGCCCUCGGUGCCACAAGCGCCCACGGUUGCCCCCGCGCCAGGAAGUGCGAGAAGUGGUGACGAGAAUGGCCAACGAAACGAACAGUUCUUUGGUGAUGGUGAAAACGGAAACGGUGAGAGGAUUUCCACCACGCUAGCAGUUCCGAGGCCAACCACUCAAAGUGCGGCCGAUGUAGUGUCAUCGGGUGCGGAUCGUAAGACAUCACAGACAGCCGGAUCCAGCAUAAAUAGUAUCGAAUUCGGUGCCGUGUCGCCGGGACUCGAGGAAGUCCCGCUGCAGGAGACCGUAUUCCAAAGCGGUAAAGGCUCCAGCUCGUCCUAUCAGUCGUUGGAGCAAGACUUCCGCCGCAAUCCUGCGCCAGAGCGGAAUGCGAUCGUGAAGUCGAUCAGUGCGCAGGAUUUCUACAACACGCCACAACUUCGUGAUCGUGGUCCAGUGUUGUUCGCGACCGAACCUACGACCACCACGUCAACGAGCACCACAACAGCAAAACCUCCCGGUAAGCGGUUGAAGUCGAUCCCCAAAAGUGCCGUCGACGAAAACGAAGAGAUCUACCUUCUGUUGAAAUAUGAAAAUCCGCGCAAAAACUCAGAAGAUAGUGAACAGCCGUCGGGAGUAGAACGAAGUGCAUCGAAAGACAAUACCAAGGGUAACAUUCCGCGUGAACGCCAAGGAGUUUCUGAGACAGGACGAAAGGAAACCAAAAACGAUCGAGCUCGUGCUUCUGGAACGCGAGGCCGUCCUCAGGCAGAGGUGACAACGAAUGACGACUUCCUGCAGGAAGGAAUCCGAGCCGGUGGAAGCUUCACAACCGUGGGAUACUUCGUGAAUGACGUCCAAACGACAACGCCUAUGACUCCUGUGUCUACUUCCACUAAAACACCCGUCGCAUCGACGAACAAACUUCGCAACAGUUACGGAGACUUUCUGAGUGAAGAUUUCAAAGACUUUGAAGACUCCAUUCGCCCGAUCGAGGAAAAUGUCGAUGAGAACGUCGAGGAUUCGGAUGACGUGGAAGAGGCUGCUGGUGAUGGUAGUGAAGACGCCGACGGUAGCCCUCCGGAAGACAUCGACGCCAAUCUGGAUAUCAUCGAGAUGACACGAAUCCUUGCUGGACGCCAGGGUGGUCUCACAAUUGCUGAGUUCAAUCGGCUGUUCAAGGACUACCUCAAGAAGGAGAUAACCGCGGACGACCUGGAGGAGUUCACCAAGCUCGAGGGAGUCACGGACAAUGAGGCUCCAAAGGCGGCCGCCUCGACCGACACGGAUCCCACAAAGUCGUUCGAUAUUCGGGCGGAGAAUGGGAAAAAGUCCCAGAAAACGGGAACUUUGGCUGGACCGACCGCAGCUCAGAAGCAGCAGCUCGAGAAGCUGAAGGUGUUGAUCAACAAACCACCGGGCAAGGCUGGCGGACGCAAGGAGAAGCUGGUCAAGAUCGGCUACGGUGGCUCGAAGUCGUUCCAAGGGGUGUACAAGUCGCAAAAGUUCCUAGAGAAGGUCAAAUCGGAGCGGACUCCGCUGCCGUCCGAUGGACCGUGGAGUGGACUAGGCUAUAGGCAACAACUACCGGCGCGCGAGAUAGGACCGAUGGCGUACGUGGACAAUCCCGUGUUUGGCUUUGUGCCGGGAGCGGCGAGACCUCGCGUUGGAAGCAGCGGUGCCGAGUCAAACGUGGCUACCAAUGGCGGUCAGAGCUAUGUUAAGUUCCAGAAAAUCAGCUAA
Messenger RNA from Anopheles coustani, 1959 nucleotides. RefSeq lists its product as uncharacterized. The transcript has a single exon. NCBI's taxonomy places the organism in Eukaryota, Metazoa, Arthropoda, Insecta, Diptera, Culicidae. The record is from RefSeq and is a predicted model, not a curated record. Bases 1 to 1959 code for a protein of 652 amino acids.